UCGUGCACUGGAUUCGGCCAUUAUAGCGUGAACUGGGGCUUUUUGUAACUACCUGAGUACCACAUUGGCAAUUCUAUUUUGAUACAUGACCGCUGUACAAAAUAGGACAAAGUAAGUUGCAGACACAACGGAGAGAGAACAAUGUGGAAAGCAGUAGUGUCUGUGCUCCUGCUGCUAAACAUGGAUAUGCAGGUGAAUGGCGCUCGAGGUGAGACAGGGGCUUCUGUGGCAGAAGAACCCAGGCCGGAGAAGAAGCUGAAGGCAGCAGAGGCCAACACAAUCCCUGCAAGUGACACUGCUUCAGCAGGUUUCAUGGGCAACUUGUUGGUGGUUCCCAUGGAUGGCAGUCACUGGGUGGGUAUAAAGGCAAUUGCGGAAGAAAUGGGUCGCCGUGGACACAAGGUUACCGUGGUGAUUCCAGAGAUCAGCGUACGGAUGGGUCCAGGGAAACACUACGAUACUGUGACCUUUCCUGUUCCUUAUGACAAAGCUCAUAUGGAUUUUGUCAUGGCUGUACACAAGGACGUGUUGAGAAAAUCUGCACAGUCUUUCAUCGAGAGUAUAAGGGUGAAAUAUUCUCAAAUAAUGAGAAUUACAGGUUUCAUCCACACCACGGCAGAGAGCCUACUGUUCAAUGACACUCUGAUUUCACAUCUGGCACAGCAGAACUUUGAUGCAGUCCUCACAGACCCCAUGAUCCCCACAGGCUUGUUAAUAGCUCGGAAAUUAGGUCUCCCAACUAUAAACUUACUGCGGGGAAUCCCGUGUUCCUUGGACAUGAAGUCUGCAGGCUGCCCCUCCCCGCCUUCAUUUGUGCCCCGAUUCCUCACCAAAUACACGGAUGUAAUGAACUUCAAGGAGAGAACUGUCAACACUUUGGUGGCUUUACUGGAGCCGCUGCUAUGUCGACUGAUGUACUGGUACUUUGAUCAAAUAGCCUAUCAGUUCCUGGGGGAAGAGGUUGGUGUAGCUGAAGUGCUGUCAGACUCUGAUAUCUGGCUUCUGAGGAUGGACUUCACUCUGGAGUUCCCACGGCCAAUCAUGCCUAACGUGGUACUAGUUGGUGGAAUCAAUUGCAACGUGAGGAAUCCUCUGCCUGAGGAUUUGGAGUACUGGCUGUCAGGGGAACAUGGGUUUGUAGUGUUCACUCUGGGCACCAUGGUGUCAGAUCUGCCAGAGGAGAUAACCUCUGUCUUCCUAGAAGCCUUCAGCCAGAUUCCACAGAAGGUAAUAUGGAGGUACACAGGGGAGGUUCCAGACAGUGUCCCAGAGAAUGUGAAGUUUAUGACCUGGGUGCCUCAGAAUGACCUGUUAGCACAUUCUGGAGCUCGGGCCUUCAUCACUCACGCUGGCUCGCACGGCCUCUUUGAGGGACUGUGUCAUGCUGUUCCCAUGCUGAUGUUGCCGCUCGGGGGGGACCAGCCUGACAACGCGGCGAGGUUGGCAAGUAGAGACGCUGGAGUGGUGCUGGAUAUCACUACGAUCUCUACAGAAAGCCUUCUUCAGGGACUCAAUGCGGUCAUCAACGACACAAGGUAUAAAGAGAACAUGAAGAAGCUGUCGGCUCUCCAUAAAGACCGGCCAGUUGACCCACUUGACCUUUCAGUGUACUGGACAGAGUAUGUGAUGCGGCACAAAGGGGCCAAACAUCUCCGAUCGGCUGGACUCAACCUCAACUUGCUUCAGUACUUCAGCCUGGAUGUGAUAGCACUACUGGCUACUGUAGUGCUGGUUGUUGUAGUACUGUUAGUAAAAUGCUUGAAACUAUUCAUCAGGAAAGUGGGCAGGAAGAUGAAGCAGGAAUGACCCGGUGCUACAUUUUAGCAUCCCAUGGUUGUCGGGCAAACUUAAGUUGGUUGUGAUUUAAAGAUGCGACAGGGCGUACAAAGAAUAAGGGAAACAAUUGGGUG
Pungitius pungitius (ninespine stickleback) is the source of this 1910-nucleotide messenger RNA. RefSeq names its product UDP-glucuronosyltransferase 1A1-like. Gene Ontology annotation, molecular function: UDP-glycosyltransferase activity. The coding region runs from base 142 to 1806 and encodes 554 amino acids. The transcript is spliced from 10 exons. The record is from RefSeq and is a predicted model, not a curated record. Lineage: Eukaryota; Metazoa; Chordata; Actinopteri; Perciformes; Gasterosteidae.